Molecule: messenger RNA, 1603 nt
Organism: Monomorium pharaonis (pharaoh ant)
Lineage: Eukaryota; Metazoa; Arthropoda; Insecta; Hymenoptera; Formicidae
Product: cytochrome P450 4C1
Exons: 12
Coding region: 79-1560 (493 amino acids)
Molecular function (GO): monooxygenase activity; heme binding; iron ion binding
Source: RefSeq, a predicted model, not a curated record
UGUCAACUACUGAUACCCGCAAUUCAGAAAUAACUUUACUAUCGAGCAGUACUACAAUAUUUUAUUGUUGUCGAAACAAUGCUGUUCAUUGUUGUUGUAUUGAGUAUAAUGUGUACAAUAAUUUAUUUUAUUUGGAAUUAUUAUUUUAUGUUUCCUUUUUGGACAAUGAAAUCGUUACCCGGUCCAAUACGACUACCACUUAUCGGUAGUUCAUAUAUUUUUCUACAGAAAGGUUAUUUUGAUGCUGUGGAUUACUUUUUCAAAAAAUGGUCAUCUUCGUUCCAAAUAUGGGUUGGUUCAAAUUUAAUAAUCAUGAUGUAUGAACCAAAUCAAGUCAAGACUGUUUUAAAAAGUCGCUUUUGUUUAAAUAAACAUAAGGGAUAUAAAAUUUACAAACCAAUAUUUGGCACAGGAUUAGUAACGAUUUCUGGAGACAUGUGGACUAAAAAUCGGAAAACGAUAGCUCCAGCUUUCAAUACAAGCAUGUUGCAUAAUUAUUUUGAUACCUUUGUUCAAGAAUCUUUAACGUUCAUUGAAGAAUUAAAAACAAUUAGUGGAAAAAAAGUUAUUUUUUUUGAACAUAUACAAAAAUGUGCUUUAAGAAUUUCAAUUGACACUAUGUGUGGCAUUAAACUGGACACAAAUACAAUCAACGAAAGUUUGAAAUUUGUUAACAGUGGAAAUAACAUAGUACGAUAUAAAUUACACAACUUAAUCAUGUCUUCUGAUUUUCUAUUUAAUUUCACUUCUAUUGCACAAGUACAGCGAAAUGUUGUAGCCUUUGCGGAAUCGUUUUCUGAUAAGGUUAUACAGCAAUGGACAAGUAAAAUGAAUACAACAACCGCUAACAGUGACACAGCUCAUAACAGGUUUCUUGAUAUUUUAAUGAGUUCGUCUCAUAACAAACAAUUCACGCAAAAGGACAUUCACUUCAAUAUAAUUACAAUGAUGCUAGCGUCCCAUGCUUCCACGGCCGCUACAAUAAAUUUUGUGAUUUUUAUGUUAGCAAUUUUCCCAGAAAUACAAGAGAAAGUAUAUAAAGAAUUGUUAGAAAUUUAUGGCACAAAAACUCCAAAGGAUACACCAAUUAAAUAUGAAGAUUUAGAACAUAUGCAUUAUUUGACUUGCGUUAUUAAGGAAACUCUAAGACUUUUUCCCACUUUUCCUAUAAUUGGACGAUAUCUAGAGGCAGACUUAAAAAUAGGAAAUAAUGUUGUUCCAAAAGGUACCAAUAUUGGUAUAUCAAUUUUCCAAAUGCAUCGAGACGAAACAUAUUGGCCGAAUCCAUUAAAAUUUGAUCCAGAGAGAUUUCUUCCGCAAAACUUACAAAAUUCUCAAUUAUUUUGUUACAUGCCUUUUAGUAGCGGGCCAAGAAAUUGCAUAGCUGAAAAAUACGCAAUGAUAAAAAUGAAGGUUAUUCUGGCAACGUUAAUAAGAACGUUUGUUUUUAAAGUAAGUGAAACCGACAAAAUUGAGAUCGACAAAAUUAAAUUAGACAUGAAUGUAGAAUUAAUCACCGUAGAGCCAUUAAAAAUUAUAGUCGAGAAACGAAAUCUAUAACGUACAAAAGUGUUGAACAAAGAAGAACAUAUAAUAUCCGAAA